GACUGCGGAUGUACUACAGGAGAUGACCAGAGACUGCGGACAUAGUACAGGAGAUGACCAGAGACUGCGGACAGUACAGGAGAUGACCAGAGACUGCGGACACAGUACAGGAGAUGACCAGAGACUGCGGACAGUACAGGAGAUGACCAGAGACUGCGGACACAGUACAGGAGAUGACCAGAGACUGCGGACACAGUACAGGAGAGGACCAGAGACUGCGGACACGGUACAGGAGAUGACCAGAGACUGCGGACACAGUACAAGAGAUGACCAGAGACUGCAGACACAGUACAAGAGAUGACCAGAGACUGCGGACACAGUACAGGAGAUGACCAGAG
This is a messenger RNA of Staurois parvus, 338 nucleotides long. The record is from the annotation of a GenBank genome assembly. NCBI's taxonomy places the organism in Eukaryota, Metazoa, Chordata, Amphibia, Anura, Ranidae.